Molecule: messenger RNA, 2910 nt
Organism: Drosophila takahashii
Lineage: Eukaryota; Metazoa; Arthropoda; Insecta; Diptera; Drosophilidae
Product: zinc finger protein 420
Biological process (GO): regulation of transcription by RNA polymerase II
Cellular component (GO): nucleus
Molecular function (GO): zinc ion binding; RNA polymerase II cis-regulatory region sequence-specific DNA binding; DNA-binding transcription factor activity, RNA polymerase II-specific
Source: RefSeq, a predicted model, not a curated record
UUUUGGUAUUUGUUUUGGUUUGUCUGACGCGUAAAGUUUUUCUCGGCCUAAAAAUUCCGUGGUUUUGACCAAUAGAUUCCCCCUGGAGCAGGCAUCAUGGAGCAGGAGGAGGAGCAGGCCGCCCAGUAUUCGGUGCACGCGGUGUGCCGCAUCUGCCUGAAUCGCCUGCCGGAGGAUGGCGGCGGCCCGGGAUCCUUUGACCUCUUCCUGAUCCCCGGAUUGGCCAAGAAGCUGUGUUUCUGCACCUCCCUGGCGGUGGAGCAGUCGGAUGGCUUCCCGAAGAGCCUCUGCACGCAGUGCUUCAGCCGGCUGGACGACCUGCAUGAGUUCCAGAAGCUGUGCGUCGAUUCGGUGCGGAAGUUCCAGGAGAUGGUAGCCAGAAACGUCUUUUCCUUGCCCUCCAGUUCGCAGAUUAAAACCUUUGAUGUUCUGAAUGUGGCUGGGAACGAGGCCGAGCUGGUGGGCCAGACGGAGGAGGAGGAUCGCAUCAACUUCGAUCCGCUGGUGGAUCACAAAAUGGAGCUGAUCGAGAACGAGGAGGAUGUGUUCAAGAUGCUGGAGCACGUGGACAAGGAGGCAGAGCAGGUGGAGAAGGCGGUGAAGCAGGACGAACUGAUGGCGAUCUUUGCCGGGGAUUCCACGGAGGAAAGCGACGAAGACGAUUUCGAGCAAGACGUGGACUUUGAGCCCAACAGCAGCGAGGGCGACGAUGAUGUUCCCCUGGCGCAGCGCUUGAAAGCGAAAGCCAAGAGGCCCCGAAUCAAGGAGGAGGAUCGGGAUCAGGAGAGGGAGUUCCUUACCGGCUCCGAGGAGGAGCAGGAGGAGGAGAAGAGCAGGCGGAGGAGGAUUCCGCCAGGCGAACGCCACCUGCACCGCAUCAUCGACUGCCACAUCUGCCACCAGAAGUUCAAGAAGGCCAUUCGCUACGAGGAGCACAUGAAGCACCACAACGACCUGCUGCCCUUCCAGUGCAAGGUGGAGACCUGCAGGAAAGGUUUCACCACCGCCGGCGGCCUGAGGCUCCACAUAGACCACGCCCACACGGAGCUAUCCGAGGUUCACUCCUGCAGCGUCGACGGCUGCGGCAAGACCUUCCCCCGCAUCCGCCUGCUCACCUUCCACCUGAAGAAGGCGCACGGCAUCACGAAGGCGGCGGCGCCGCCACGGGAUUACCCCUGCUCCGAGUGCGAGAAGGUUUUCCGCUGUCCGAUGGCCCUGAAGAAGCACAUGUACAAGCACGACGGCAAGGAGCUGCCCUUCCCCUGCAACAUUUGCGGCAAGCGAUUUGUGAUCAAUAGCGCUCUAAAGGAUCACCUCAUGCGGCAUGCGGGCAUCAAGAACUACGUGUGUCCCUACUGCGGAGUGGGCAAGACCACCCGGCAGGAGUGGAACACGCACAUCCUCACGCACACCCAGGAGAAGAAGUUCAAGUGCCACAUCUGCGACCACGCCUCGCACAACAAGCAGAGUCUGGCGAACCACGUGAAGAUCGUGCACGAGAAGAUCAAGAACUAUGCGUGCCAGUACUGCGGGAAGACCUUUGGCAAGUCGCAUGCCUGCAAGAUCCACGAGAUGACGCACACCGGGGAGAAGCGCUGCGAGUGCAAGGUCUGUGGCAAAAAGUUUCUGUAUCCCAAGAGCCUGACCAAACACCUGAAGACGCACGAAAAGCGCGUUCUGCGGGCCAUCGAAACAUACCGUCAGCGACAGGUGGAAAUGGGCGAGGCACCCGGCGACACCCAGUUGGACAAUCCCCCAGCGCCGCCAGUUGAACCGAUCAUGUCCCAAAAUGCCGCCGAUGAGCUGCUCAAGGUGUGCGCCGAAUCCGUGGCCACCAUACCCAAGGAUCCACGCAGGGUUCAGCGGGUGGACCUUUCUGAGCUAGCCGGCACCGCUGUGAAUCCCAUACCCUCGGUUUCGGUGCCCUCGUGGUCGCCGCAGGUGAACUUCACCAAGAAGGAGGGCAAGCACAUCUGCCCCGGCUGCGGCCAGGGAUUCAACAAUAUCGGCAACAUGAAGCGCCACUACAAGAUCAUCCACGAGAAGGUCAAGGACUUCGCCUGCCGCUUCUGCCCCAAGCGAUUCGCCAAGGCCCAAACGCUGCGGCAUCACGAGUGGAUUCACACGGGCGAGAAACCGUUCGAGUGCAAGACCUGCGGCACUCAUUUCCGCCAGGAGACGGCACUGAAGCGUCACCAGCGUACCCACGAGAACCGUCCGCCAGUGAUUUCACCCAAAUUCUACGCAGCUCGCGAGGAACUGGAGGAGCAGGAGCGGAGCAAGCGAGAGGCCAAGCGGCAGGCGGAGGCCAAGCGACGCGAGAUCGCCGAGGCGGCCAAGGAGCAGCUCUCCUCGCUGCACAAGCUCGAGGGCAGCGAUCGCAACCUGCAGUCGUACGAUGAAUACCAGGAGGCGGCGGCGGAGCGGGCGGCUGCAUCCGCGGAACUCCAGGCGCAGCAGUUCGAGGAGAACGAGGUGAAGCGGCGGGCGGAGGACGAGCGCCGGAAGAUCCAGGAGGCUGCCUACGAGCAGCUGGAACGGCUGCAGCACCAGCAGGAAAUCGACAAGGUGCAGAGCUCCUACGACGGCUACUACGCCCAGAAGGCGAAUGCCGAUGGCACCACUUUGGACGCCUUGAAAAUCGACCAUGUCUAGGAUUUGAUCGGCGUUUAACGCCAUUCAAAAGUGGGAAAAACAGUAGUGGGCUUUUCCCCGAAAGCAAUACCUUUUAAUCCUUGUGGUUAUAACUUAAGCUUAAGCAUAAAUUACUUUUACACAACAUUAAAUCUAAUGUCCUUAAUCUUAGUACAAAUAAUACUGUACAUUAAUCAGGAAAACACAAUAUACUUAUGUGGAUUCGUUGUAAGUUAGAUUAAUCUGGAUUAUAUUGAGUGGUUGCGAGGUCUUGUG